AUGGUGCUGCGCGGCUUGGCUGCACCUGCUGUUGUCGGUGCAUUGGCCGUCGACACUGCCGAGACCUUCAGCAUCCACCACAAGUCCCUCGAUGGUCGGCACGCGCCUCUUCCUGGCGACCCUUCACAAGAACAUCGCGGCCAAUUUCCGGUGAAGAUCAACGAGCUCUUCCUCAAGGCGUUCUACGCCCCUUCGGCCUGGCGAAAGAUGACUGAGACCACGCAGCAGCACAUCGUCCGCCGAGACCAAUUAAGAGUUUCGGAGGCUCGAGGAGGCCCUACAGGAGGUGUCCCGGACCACAUCCGGGCCAUGAUGCUGCUGCUGUUCGCCGGACUGGACGACAAGGAGCAACCCAAUGUGGUCCCCAGCUGCGGCAACGACUACGACGUCAAGAACAUCUCUCAUGUACUGAGUGGAAAGAGCAAACUCCAUAUACGGCUACUCCGACGACGAGACCCUCGACACCUUAUGGAGUUGGCUGAAGCGUUGGCCGCGGCCAUCCAGAACAAGACCCGAAAGAACAGCUUCCCGUUCAAGGCCCAUGGCGAGAUGUCGCUUGGCGGCUUGGCGCCAAGGGCAGGGAGAACCGAAGAAUCUAAAGUCCGUGAAUUCGGAAGAGGACUCUUCUACCACGCCACCGACGGGAACCUCACUCACAUCCUCAUCACCCAGAUGGGCGACCUCUACUUCGCCGGUGAAGGCGACAAGUACGAGGCAACCGUCGCCUCCAUGGAGAAGGGGAUCCACUUAAAAGGCAGCAUGCCCACCAGACCUGAUGGUCAAUGUCUUCAUGGCGAGCCAACCAUGGCAGCCGGCAGCCCCGACGUGAUCCAGCUGAACAAGGCCACGAAGAUACUCAAGGAGAACGCCGACGCAAAGCGGAAGUUCAAGGCUUCAAGCCUGAAGCUUGACGGUCUUCGUCUUCGCGGACUCCAGCUUCGCGAACACCGAGCAGCUGAAGUCACAAUGUGGCUACACGCUUGGCCUCACAGUCAAGGGAUGAAAGACGGAAAAGAAGCGCCCAUCUACAGUGAAGAGAGUGUGCAGGUGCGCACUGGCUGCAGAGGAGAUGCUGGGCACACAUACUAUGAAGAUGAUGGUGACACCUAUGCACAAUGGGUGGACACGUCGCAGAUGCUGGCCGACGUUCUCACCAACCUAGGGUGCGAGCGUAAGCCCUUCCUGAGGGCAUUGAGGCUCCCGACGGAGGAAGCACAGCACAAGAACCUGCUUACCCGCACGCUUACCCACGCUGACGGCCGUGCUCGCAAGCUGAAGAAGAAACCAGGAGAGAGCGCAAGUCCACCAAGGACCGGCCCCUUUGCUCAGAAGGGAAAAGCGCCGUCCCUGUGCCGAGCCAUCGCGCGGUUUUGGAUAUACUGUGUAUAG
This is a messenger RNA of Durusdinium trenchii, 1389 nucleotides long. Lineage: Eukaryota; Dinophyceae; Suessiales; Symbiodiniaceae. The record is from the annotation of a GenBank genome assembly.